AUGGUGACGGUAGAUAUGAUGUGGAGUGUUCAUGGCUAUGACUGUGUGUAUGGCCAUGCGAAUGAGAGUGGGAGUGACCAUGAUCGUUUUCGUGUUCAUUUUCAUGGAGAGUUUCGGAGUGAUUGCGAGGAUUAUUAUGCAGACUCGAGGUCGAUUGAUUCAACGGCCUUGAUCUAUUCGCAGAGUAUUGUGAUGAUCGGCUUGAAUGUGAAUGUGAGGGAGAAUGCGAAUGUGAAUGUCCGUGUCCGUGGCCAUGUCCAUGAUGACUAUUCGUAA
Messenger RNA from Sclerotinia sclerotiorum 1980 UF-70, 276 nucleotides. RefSeq lists its product with no specific name. The record is from RefSeq and is a predicted model, not a curated record. Lineage: Eukaryota; Fungi; Ascomycota; Leotiomycetes; Helotiales; Sclerotiniaceae. The coding region runs from base 1 to 276 and encodes 91 amino acids. The transcript has a single exon.